Molecule: messenger RNA, 1767 nt
Organism: Ilex paraguariensis (yerba mate)
Lineage: Eukaryota; Viridiplantae; Streptophyta; Magnoliopsida; Aquifoliales; Aquifoliaceae
Source: the annotation of a GenBank genome assembly
CCCCCCCCCCCAAUUCUUAAUUCCAUUCUCCAAACACUUUCUACACCAAGCUCCCCAAACCUCACCAUCAUCAAUCACCACCAAAACCACACCCAGGUUACGUCACCUGGUGCCCUCAAGAACCUUAAACCCCCUGAUUGGAAUGGAGAUAACCCUGCUUAGAUUCCUCAAUCUGGACUCAAGUCCAAUAGAUCUAAUGCUCAGGUCGAGGUUUGUGAGCAAAUGGCUUGUGAAUACCUACUAGAUAAUCAAGGAACUUUCGCUAGAGAUUCAACCAUAUAUGCUCAGGGAUAUAAUGAACAGGCUCACAGUGGUUUCAAUGACGCCUCUGGUUCCCUUUGUAAAGAGAGUAAACCAAAUCAGGGCCAUCUUAGACCUGAAUGAUGAUUCCCAAUUCCCAAUUCCUUUUAUGAUGCAUUCCGUGAAGAUUUUGUCCUGGAAUUGUAGAAGAGUUGGUAAAGAAAGAUUUCAAAGAGCCUUUGAAGAUAUCUUAAGAGCUCAUAAACUAGAAAUUGUAGUUCUUAUGGAAACCAAAGUCCCUAGUUCUCAACUAGGAAAUUUCUUUUCUCAUCUCAGUCUGACUAUGUCCGAAAAAGUUGAACCAGUUGGUGGAGCUAGUGAACUUUGGCUUAUGUGGGAUCCCACCCUGGUUACUAUAUCCAUCCACCAAUCAAUAGCCCAAGUCAUUCAUGCCCACAUAAGUCGGCUUGAUUUUGAUGAGUGGUUGUUCUUAGUAAUUUACAGUAGUCUCAAUCCCUCGAAUAGAGACCAUCUCUGGGACAAUCUAAGUCAAGUUAGAGACAACUAUUCUCAUGGGUGGAUGGCCGCCAGUGACCUAAACGACUUCUCUAGUACCUUGGAAAGAAGAGGAAGGCACAUUGACCAUUGCAACAUAACCAGAAAAUUUAGAGAAAGGAUUAACAAAUGUGAACUCAUCGACCUUGGUUACAACGGACCAAGACUCACUUGGAACAACAAAAGGAAAGGGCUGACAAACACCAAAAUAAGGCUGAAUAAAGCGUUGGCGAACACUCAAUGGACCUCCUAGUUCCCUGAAGCAAGUGUUCAAAAUCUUCCUAGAAGCUACUCUGAUCACUGCCCACUCCUGAUCCAUCUCAAAGGAUGGAUGAAAUUAAAUGUGGAUGGAUGCUCCAAAGGUAAUACAGGAUCUGUUGCGUUUGGAGGCCUCGUGAGAAGUGACCAACAGGCGUGGCAGCUGGGGUUUUAUGGAAGACUCCCUAACUGCUCAAGUAUUCAGGCUGAACUAUGGGCCAUUUUCAUGGGCCUCCAGAUCACUCAUUCCAAGGGAUUGAAGAAGAUUAUUGUGGAGACCGACUCUCUUGAUGCUCAUAGACUCCUCACAACAAGAAUUGAAGAUACACACCCGGAGAGAGGAAUCAGUUUUGAAUGCAAAAGGCUCCUCACUCUCCUCAACUGCCCCAUCCUUCACACCAAAAGUGAAGGAAAUUUUAGCGCAGACAAGCUUGCAAAUUUGAGUGUCAUUCAAAAUGACAACUUAGUGAUCCUCAACUCCCCACCUUGCUCAAUGGGAGAGCUUUUGAGAAACGAUAAUGCUAGUAUUGCCUAUUUUAGAGGCUUUUGAUUUGUUUUGAUUAUUCCGCUGUACCCAAAAAAAAAAAGUGAGAAUUUAAGUUGGUGGAUAGUUAAAUGUAAGAAACAUUGGGAGACGAACUCCUGUUUUUGCUGUCCUUACGAUGUAGGAGUACACAUCAUAUGGACUCAUUUGUGAAGCAAGUGUUGCUACUG